AUGGCGUCCGAGUCCACAUCGUUCUGCGUCUCGUCGGGUCCAGGAGGACCCAAGGUGAGCGCCGCGGCCAAGCCGCACGGCCACGUCGUGCUGCCGGGCCGCGUCCACGACGCGCUCAUCUUCGCGGCGGGCGCCGUGGCGGCGGUGCUCCUGCUCCUGGGGACCGCGUCCUUCCUCUCGCCCACGCCCGUGCCUAACCUCGUCGCGUUACGUUCCCCCGCGGUCUCGGUCUCGGUCUCGGUCUCGUCCGCCGCGUCGCACGGCGUCGCCCCGGGGCGCACCUUCUACGACGACCCGAACCUGUCGUACGCCGUCGGCCGUCGCCACCUCACCGGCUGGGACGCCAAGCGCGCGCAGUGGCUGCGCCUGCACUACUCGCGCGGCCUCAACGCCAGCGGCGGCGCGGCGGAGCGCGUCGUCAUGGUGUCCGGGUCGCAGUCCGCGCCCUGCAAAGGCGCCGGCGGCGACAACCUGCUCCUCCGCUUCCUCAAGAACAAGCUCGACUACUGCCGCCUCCACGGCGUCGAGCUCUUCUACAACACGGCGCUGCUCCACCCGGAGAUGAAGGCGUACUGGGCCAAGAUCCCCAACGUGCGCGCCACCAUGCUGGCCCACCCGGAGGCCGAGUGGAUAUGGUGGCUCGACGCCGACGCCGUGCUCACCGAUAUGGACUUCUCCCUUCCGCUCCACAGAUACAGGGACCAUAACCUCAUCCUCUACGGCUGGGAGAGGGAGGUGUACGACGCCAGGUCCUGGUUGGGCCUCAACGCCGGCGUGUUCCUCAUCCGCAACUGCCAGUGGUCGCUCGACUUCAUGGACGCCUGGGCGCGCAUGGGCCCCGCCUCGCCGGAGUACGCCGACUGGGGCAAGCUAAUCGGGGAAGCGCUCAAUAUCAAGGCCGACAACGGGUCCGACGACCAGGCUGCGCUCGUCUACCUGCUCCUCAAGAACCGCAACAAAUGGGGCGGCAAGACCUACCUCCACAACGACUACUACUUCCAGGGCUACUGGGCGGAGAUCGUGGAUCAGCUGGAUGACAUCGCGGCGCGGUACCUAGCGGCGGAGCGACGCGCGCCCGGGGCGGCGGCACUCCGCCGGAGGCACUCGGAGGGCGAGCACGCGCGGUACGCGGCGGCCAGGAACGCGGCGGUCAAGAGGAGCGUCCCGGGGCCGGCGGGCGGCGGGCAGACCGGCUGGCGGCGGCCGUUCGUGACGCACUUCACGGGGUGCCAGCCCUGCGGCGGCAAGCCCAACGAGAUCUACUCCAAGGAGACCUGCGCCGACGGGAUGCGCCGCGCGCUCACUUUCGCCGACGACCAGGUGCUCCGCGCCUACGGGUUCCGCCACGAGGGACCGCUCAGCGACGACGUGCGCCCGCUACCGUUCGGCUACCCGGCCGCGCGGCAUUGAGGCGCCCUCCCUGCAAAUCGACAGUAGUAAAAAAUAUCUCAUCAAUGAAUGUUGCUCCAUCUCGCUCACAGCAAAUCGACUGUAGUAAAACAAAUCUGAUCAAUCUGGUAAAUACCAGCGAGAGAGAUUUGAGCCUCA
Lolium rigidum is the source of this 1548-nucleotide messenger RNA. RefSeq names its product probable glycosyltransferase 6. The transcript has a single exon. Gene Ontology annotation, cellular component: endosome; membrane; trans-Golgi network. Gene Ontology annotation, molecular function: galactosyltransferase activity. Lineage: Eukaryota; Viridiplantae; Streptophyta; Magnoliopsida; Poales; Poaceae. Bases 1 to 1410 code for a protein of 469 amino acids. The record is from RefSeq and is a predicted model, not a curated record.